AUGAAGUUUUCAACUUUUUCUUGCGGCAUUGCUGCCCUCGCCUCGACCAACUUUGCUUUCGCCAGGCUCUCGUACGAAGUAGCCGAAGCGGUCUGCGGCGGCCUUGGUGUCAUGAACACUACGGCUCUUCCAGCUUCCAUCAACGUUGAAGACGCUCGAAUUUGCGCAGACCAUCCCCUCGGAAGUCCUGAGCUCCCGCAGCAGCUGGACAAACGCAAAUGCUGGUACGGGCAGCCAGUAGGGUGUAACCGCCACGGUUACUGCUACAAGUCCUGCGGGCCGCCCGGGACUGGCAUGUGGUGCUGGACCGCCCAGAGGGAUGGGUUUGGACCUUGGGAGAGGUGCUCCAAGGGCUCUGAUUGCUCUGGAACCAUGGGUUGCGGUGCUGGUGGUUGCAAGGGCUGCGGCUGCGGCUGUUAA
Molecule: messenger RNA, 420 nt
Organism: Cordyceps fumosorosea ARSEF 2679
Lineage: Eukaryota; Fungi; Ascomycota; Sordariomycetes; Hypocreales; Cordycipitaceae
Exons: 1
Coding region: 1-420 (139 amino acids)
Source: RefSeq, a predicted model, not a curated record